UGAAGUCGUAUGAUGUGGCUUGUCCGGUUGUAACCCGCUCUCCCUGCAGCACCGGGACAUUGUGUACAGCGGAAAUAUUUCUGUGCGUAUUCCUCAGAUGUUUUGUAGGUGACCAACACACCAUGCAUCUACCACCCCCUGCCUACAGCCCCACCUGCAGCUGAGCUUCCCCUCAGCCUGACCUCCAGUAUCCUCCCUCAAACACCAUGGAUCCAGACCAGCACAAGUCACCUGUUUAUAAACCCAGUCCUGAAUACUUUUCAUUGGACUACCGCCUCCAGCUCAUCGGCCUCGGCUUUGCCUUCUAUGCAGGAAUAUUCCUCCUCUCCCACCUCCUGUCUGUGGCAUUAUCCCGCACUUACAACUCCCUGGUAGCUAAGGAGAAGGUUUUCUGGGACCUCGCAGCGACUCGUGCAGUUUUUGGCAUCCAGAGCACCAUAGCAGGUCUGCGGGCCCUGACUGAGGACUCUGCAUUAACUACAGACAGAGUGAAAGGACAAGAAGACUGGUCAUGGUUCAAUGUCCUUACAGCCACAGGUUUCUUUGUGUUUGAGAACGUAGCACUUCACACCUCCAGCGUGAUAUUUCGGUCGUUUGACCUUCCACUGGCGACGCAUCAUUUCUUCGCCCUGACAGGAUAUGCAGGAGCAGUGGCGUGGGACUCUAUGGGCCACUUCCUGCCGAUGGUUACACUGCUGCUGGAGAUGAGCACACCUUUCACCUGUAUAUCCUGGAUGUUACUGAAGGCUGGCUGGGCACGCACCCUGUUUUGGAGAGGCAACCAAUGGGUGAUGAUCCACGCAUUUCACUGUCGCAUGGUGCUCACCUACUACAUGUGGUGGGUAACCCUGAACCACUGGGGAGAGCUCAGCGCCAAUGUGGCCCUGCUCCCAUGGCUAGUUUACAUUGUUGGUCUCACUCUGCUCACAUUUAUCCUCAACCCCAUGUGGACCCACAAAAAAACCAUGCAGCUGUUUAAUCCUGUGGACUGGAAUUUUGGAAACAAGCUAGUACCCUUAAACGGGGCCACGGAGGGUCGAUCAGCGGGUUCUGUCAAACCCCACGCCAACUGAGUGGCACCAAAGAGAGCAUUUUGUAUCUGAAAGAUGCCUUUUUUUUCUUCUUUAAUGGAUGUGUGAUGUGACUUUUAGAGGGAUGAUUGUAAGAUGUUUUUUUUUAUGAUUUAUUCCAUUAUAAAACACAAAAAAAGCCUUACCAGGUAUUUUGUGAUUAUCUUUUACAAUUUAACUUAAAAUAGAAAAAGUCUAUCUGUAUGUAUGCCUCUCCUUCGAUUGUCUUGACAAACAUUCAUGCGGUCGACUUCACCCAUGGCCGGUGUAUUGCUGAGGACCUUUGGAAGUGCACCGUUAAAUAUGAGCUCUCGAGAUGGACUGGACAUAUUCAUUCAUAAUGUGUUACUACUGCCAGAAGUACACACUCUGUAGUGUACUGAAAAAGGACCCCGAUUUACUGUUACAUCGCUGCAUGCUGGCCACAGCUUACUCUUCAUCGCUUGCCUCACUACAUUCAAGAGAAGGUGAAGAAAGAGAGAUGGGAGAGACUUCACUAUAGCAUACUAAAAAAUGUCAAGCAUCAGCAACGAAGCUCUUAGAUUAAAUGCUUUUGUUACCGUAAAUAACCAGGCUCCGACUUCAUCGAGGCCAUUAAAUGUUCAUGUUACCUUUUGCACCAUAAUGAUGCAUAUAAUUGAGUAAGGCUGGGCGAUUUGGCUUUAGAAUGAUAUCACGAUAUUUUUAGGCUAUAUCGCGACACACAAUAUAUAUUGAAAUUUCCUAAUGUAAACUACUAAAAUACAAAAUUAUUAAAUGAACUACAGUUACAAAAAAAGUAGCUUCCGCC
Molecule: messenger RNA, 1860 nt
Organism: Plectropomus leopardus (leopard coralgrouper)
Lineage: Eukaryota; Metazoa; Chordata; Actinopteri; Perciformes; Serranidae
Gene: cln8
Product: CLN8 transmembrane ER and ERGIC protein
Biological process (GO): phospholipid metabolic process; lipid homeostasis; nervous system development
Cellular component (GO): endoplasmic reticulum; membrane
Molecular function (GO): ceramide binding
Source: RefSeq, a predicted model, not a curated record